This is a messenger RNA of Darwinula stevensoni, 819 nucleotides long. NCBI's taxonomy places the organism in Eukaryota, Metazoa, Arthropoda, Ostracoda, Podocopida, Darwinulidae. The record is from the annotation of a GenBank genome assembly.
AUGCAAGCAACGACGGCAUCAGGUGGUGUAGUGGGCGAUGUUCACCUCAAAAUGGAUGAUCGUGCCUACCGCGUUCGUGUUCAUCAAGGCAAUGAAAACAAAUACUUAGCUACUGGCUGGGAAGUUGCCGAUGAUGCCAGUUUUCAGGCUGCGAUUCAAAAGAUUAAGGCUUCUGGUACAGCUGUUGAAGUCUUGCCUCUGGCCGAUGCCCUUGCUUUGGGCUUUCAAGCUGUUGCACGUUUCCAAGAUCCUGCUGCCAAUACGCACGAAUUAGUGUGGGGCUACCGCACAACCUUUGAUCGCUUUAUUUCUCCAGUGGGCGUGAAAAAAUUUAUUACCGAUCCGAUGGGCAUGGGGCAUGUGGUGUUACCCGCACCCAAUUUCGAUGAAACGUGGAAAUUUUUAAAUGAAGUCUUAGGGUUUGAAUUGGCUGAUAUUUUCCGCAUGAAAUUUACGCCAGACCCAGCAGAACCUGAAAAACGUAUUUAUUUCCUACACUGUGGCAAUGCACGUCACCACAGCCUAGCGAUUUUUGAGAUGGGCAAUCCUGCGGGUUGUGUUCAUGCCAUGGUUGAAGUUGAAGAUAUGGAUGAAGUCGGUCGCGCCUAUGAUCGGAUGCUACACAACAACGUGAAACUGAUGGCAACCCUUGGUCGCCACGUCAACGAUCGCAUGACCUCUUUUUAUAUGGACUCACCAUCUGGCUUUGCCAUCGAGUUCGGUUUUGGCGGCUUGCAAGUGGACUGGGAUGAGCACUUAGUCUUUGAAACGACUAAAGUUUCACUCUGGGGACACGAUUUUUCAGUAGGUUUCAAAUAA